Molecule: messenger RNA, 1718 nt
Organism: Westerdykella ornata
Lineage: Eukaryota; Fungi; Ascomycota; Dothideomycetes; Pleosporales; Sporormiaceae
Exons: 4
Coding region: 230-1528 (432 amino acids)
Biological process (GO): regulation of transcription by RNA polymerase II
Molecular function (GO): DNA-binding transcription activator activity, RNA polymerase II-specific; zinc ion binding
Source: RefSeq, a predicted model, not a curated record
CACCCGUCACAGUAGGCGGAGUUACGGAAUAGUAUCCUAGGGUAGGCUGGGACACAGCUCAUAUUGGACCUCAUCUCCCCUGGCUUAACCAAGGACCAGUCUGCGGAGGUCUCCAAGCCCGUGGUCUGAGCCCCUAAAAUUUCACCUCCACAAGCGACUGCCCCAGGGUGCGUUACAUAACCUGCCAAUAUAUGUAUCACCAAGAGCCUGUCUGCUUGCGCAUGCAUCAAUGUUAACAUCGGAGAUUUUGGACAUGUCCAUCUCGCCGCUACCUAUGCGUAGCAUUGUGUCCUCAUCCAGCAAUUCCCCAGAGGGGACCCCAAAUUGUGAGGGAGCCCCGCCGCCGUCGCGGACUCGGAAGCCAAUUCCCAGGAAGGGACACACGAAGUCGCGUCGGGGAUGCUUCAACUGCAAGCGUCGGAGAAUCAAAUGCAACGAGAAACAUCCUGAGUGCAACCACUGCAUCAAGGCGGGUUUGCAAUGCGAGUAUCCUGCAAACAUCAUUCAGUCGGGCCAUCGCACUCCUACCUCUCCCUCUCCCCAGGAGAUGGUGCACCUGCGUUCGACACCUGGCGCAUUCACAAUGUCCGACAUGCGCUUGUUCCACCAUUUCCUGAUCACAGCGUACCCUCACCUUCCUGUCGGUGCUGAUAAGAUAUGGAUCACUGUGAUCCCUGGCUUUGCACACAACUAUGAAUAUCUCAUACACUCCAUACUGGCAUUGGCAGCGUCACAUCUGAACGCCGUGUCCAGUGCCAACGUCGCCGAAGAGGCGAUAUCCCAUCGCAUACUCGCGGUGAAGUCGCUCAACGAAGCACUUUCAGUACCACCGAAGACACGAAACGAACGCGACGCACGCAUGGCAGCAGCACUCGCUUUGGCCUUUCAAUCCAGUCAUCUCGAGGAUGGUCUCGCUGAGUUCCUGACCAUGGUCAGGGGGUGCAAUCUCAUCGCCGGGGAUGAAGGGCUGAAAAACCCCGAGUCAGUUUUUCAUGCCUUGAGCGCAGAUGGACACCUGGGGACGAUGAGAAAUCGACUCGCGAUAUCUCCGCUCCCUUCGGUGAAUCGAGACGACCUCGAGGCAGCGGCUAUGUCACUGCAAGAGAUCGAGCUUUUGAACAUGACCGAAUGGGAGAGGACGUUUUGGGAGAUCAUGGUGAGAACGGUCGAGCAUGCAUAUAACGACCCAGUCGCGGCGUACACCACCUUUGUUGUUCUCUACAAUACCCCGGCCAGGUGGAAGCACGAGGAAUUCCAGUCGUUUAUUGAUCCGAGUAACGCGGUUGCCCAGAUCCUGUUAGCCCACUUCAUUGCGAUCCAAGCCAUCCUGACUCCAAUAUUGGCCUUCGAAAGAGUAGGGUUUCAGGGUGUGCACGCUCCAACCGCGAUGCUGGGGUGGAUUGAAAACAUUUACAGAAAUAUUCCCGAACCUCUGAGACCCCAUGUCGAAUUUUGCAGACAAGUGUCAAGAUACCCUUUCCAGAAUAUGGCGGGGCGCAGGAAUGAUGAGAUUCAGUACCUCGAAUAGGCGGUCGGCACUACAUUCGUUUACCAGCAUUUCUUGUGGAAGGGAAAAGGAGAAUUUGGCGCAAUUUGCACUCUAGAUCGUUCUGACCUGCCUAUUUCAGUGCUGGUCGCCGUCACUCGUUUGAUUACACCAAGACGGCGGGUUGGGACAUGACUGCCAUGGUGCUUCCGCCAGAAGUGAUAACUCACUG